AUGAGCACGUGCCGUUGGUGCACAUCAGUGGGCGACGAUGUUGCAAAACUGCUCCAGAGGUACUGUGCUGGGUCUCUGUUAGCAGAGGAUGAGGAGGCAGUCAACGAAAAGAAGGCACUCAACGAGGACCUUGGGUUCUGCCUGGAGUGUGUGGUAGUGUACCACCGGGCGAAAGAGGAGUUGCCUGGACUGCACAGGGUAAGGAGGAACCAUACAGUGCCUUGAAAAAGUAUUAAUCCCCCUUGGUGUUUUUCCUAUUUUGUUGCAUUACAACCUGUAAUUUAAAUGGAUUUUUAUUUGGAUUUCAUGUAAUGGACAUACAAAAAAUAGUCCAAAUUGGUGAAGUGAAAUGAAAAAAAUAACUUGUUUCAAAAAAUUCUAAAAAAUUAAUAACAGAAAAAUGGUGCAUGCAUAUGUAUUCACCCCCUUUGCGAUGAAGCCCCUAAAUAAGAUCUGGUGCAACCAAUUACCUUCAGAAGUCAUGUAAUUACUUGAAGUCCACCUGUGUGCAAUCUAAGUGUCACAUGAUCUGUCACAUGAUCUCAGUAUAUAUACACCUGUUCUGAAAGGCCCCAGAGUCUGCAACACCACUAAGCAAGGGGCACCACCAAGCAAGCGGCACCAUGAAGACCAAGGAGCUCUCCAAACAGGUCAGGGACAAAGUUGUGGAGAAGUACAGAUCAGGGUUGGGUUAUAAAAAAAUAUCCAAAACUUUAAACAUCCCACGGAGAACCACUAAAUCCAUUAUUAAAAAAUGGAAAGAAUAUGACACCACAACAAACCUGCCAAGAGAGGGCUGCCCACCAAAACUCACGGACCAGGCAACGAGGGCAUUAAUCAGAUGCAACAAAGAGACCAAAGAUAACCCUGAAGGAGCUGCAAAGCUCCACAGCGGAGAUUGGAGUAUCUAUCCAUAGGACCACUUUAAGCAGUACACUCCACAGAGCUGGGCUUUAUGGAAGAGUGGCCAGAAAAAAGAAAAGAAAAAAAUAAGCAAACAUGUUUUGUGUUCGCCAAAAGACAUGUGUGAGACUCCCCAAACAUAUGGAAGAAUGUACUCUGGUCAGAUGAGACUAAAAUUGAGCUUUUUGGCCAUCAAGGAAAACACUAUGUCUGGCGCAGACCCAACACCUUUCAUCACCCUGAGAACACCAUCCCCACAGUGAAGCGUGGUGGCAGCAUCAUGCUGUGGGGAUGUUUUUCAUCUGCAGGGACUGGGAAACUGGUCAGAAUUGAAGGAAUGAUUGAUGGCGCUAAACACAAGGAAAUUCUUGAGGGAAACCUGUUUCAAUCUUCCAGAGAUUUGAGACUGGGACGGAGGUUCACUUUCCAGCAGGACAAUGAGCCUAAACAUACUGCUAAAGCAACACUCGAGUGGUUUAAGGGGAAACAUUUAAAUGUCUUGGAAUGGCCUAGUCAAAACCCAGACCUCAAUCCAAUUGAGAAGAUGUGGUAUGACUUAAAGAUUGCUGUAAACCAGCGGAACCCAUCCAACUUGAAGGAGCUGGAGCAGUUUUGCCUUGAAUGUGCAAAAAUCCCAGUGGCUCUUUCCCAGUGGCUAGAUGUGCCAAGCUUAUAGAGACAUACCCCAAGAGACUUGCAGCUGUAAUUGCUGCAAUAGGUGGCUCUACAAAGUAUUGACUUUGGGGGGGUGAAUAGUUAUGCACGCUCAAGUUUUCAGUUUUUUUGUCUUCUUGUUUGUUUCACAAAAAAUAUUUUGCAUCUUCAAAGUGGUAGGCAUGUUGUGUAAAUCAAAUGAUAUAACCCCCCCAAAAACCAUUUUAAUUCCAGGUUGUAAUGCAACAAAAUAGGAAAAAUUUCAAGGGGGGUGAAUACUUUCUCAAGCCACUAUAUGGUUUGUGGGUGAUCAAUCCACAUUGCUGAGUGUUAAAAUCAGACCCCAAUAUGGAUAGGCAGGUGUGUGAUCACAAAUAAAGUUACGUGCUUGAAAUACUGUAGCCAGUGUCCACAUACCUUCCCUACGAUUAAUCUACUCCUUUCCUCACCACAACCCCUUUAAUUGCUCUUGCUCUCUCUCCCGCUCUCACUCGCUUAUCCCCCUCCCAAAAAACUCUCUCUCUCUCUCUCUCUCUCUCUCUCUCUCUCUCUCUCUCUCUCUCUCUCUCUCUCUCUCUCUCACUCUCACACACACACACACACACACACACACACAGAGGCUAUGGGAGUUGGAGACGUCCAGGCUCCUGGGUCACUUCUCUAAUGCAGCAAAGAACGCACAGCCGGCUAAGGACCUCAGCUAUGUAGAAGAGGACGGCCGGGAAAUCGGAGUGCCUCAUAUCAACCCCGCAGAGUACGAGAACUAUAUUCGUGUUCCCCUGUCAGAGGUCCUCAAAUACCCCUACCUGCUGGCACAACCCGAAUUGAGUGAGCACUCUUUUUCUUUUUAGGUGAUGGAUUACCUAUAAAAGCCCACAAAACGAAUUUAGGAAUGAGGCAUGCUCGGUUAAGUCCUGGACUGUGCUCUUGUUGGGUUUAAAUUGAUUACAUUUUCUAUUUUCCAGGUGAAAUGUGUGUUGAGGCAAUAUGUAAGAUGGAGGAAUAUAACUCCUUCCAGGUGUUGGAUAAAUAUCCAGGGAUCUACCUCCUCCUCGUCCACCCCAACGAGACGGUAAUAACUUAAAUGCUGAAUUGUUACAAAUACAAAAAACAAAUGGGGACUUUUAUGGUUAGAUGGUAAUUAAAUAAAAAAUAAAUGUUGUAUAUCUAACACGUCUUUAUAUUUGUUAAAGAGCUUAUUAAGGCGCUCGUCUGUCUGGCAUGGUCACAAACGCUUCUGUAAGUCUACUGUCAUCACUUCUGCUGUUAUUUAUUCUUUCAGGUUAGGCGGUGGGCAAUUGGUGCUGCCAGGUCUUUAGGGAAGGUGGACCGAGACGACUUUUAUGAACUUCAGGACAUCUUCUCCUGCAUGUUCUGCAAUGUCGAGCUGCGAAUCCCCCAGAACUUCCCAGACAUGGAUACCUCCUAUGAUCCUACGACUAAGAUGACAUGGCUGCAACCGCAUCUUUACGAUUCCAAAAAUGACAAAAACUACUGGUUGGGUAUGUUUCUUUGCCCUGUGUUCCCAUUUGGGGUCUUCCAGACAUUUCUCCAAGAGAGUAUGUUUUUUGUGAAACAACUGAUGUGCUCGAGGGUAAGUUAACCAUUUCUGAAGCACAAACAAAUACUAUACCCGUUAUAUGAUCCACAGCAGUGUUUUAUACACUGAACAAAAAAUAUUAACGCAACAGUUCAUAUAAGGAAAUCAGUCAAUUGAAAUAAAUUAAUUAUGCGCUAAUCUAUGGAUUUCACAUGACUGGGAAUACAGAUAUCCAUCUGUUGGUCACAUAUCUUUAAAAAAAGGUAGGGGCGUGGAUCAGAACCACUCAGUAUCUGGUGUGCCCACCAUUUGCCUCAUGCAGUGCGACACAUCUCCUUCACAUGGAGUGGAUCAGGCUGUUGAUUGUGGCCUGUGGAAUGUUGUCCCACUCCUCUUCAAUGGCUGUGCGGAGUUGAUGGAUAUUGGCGGGAACUGGAACACGCUGUGGUACACGUCGAUCCAGAACAUCCCAAACAUGCUCAAUGGGUGACAUGUGUGGUGAGGAAGAACUGGGACAUUUUCAGCUUCCAGGAAUUGUAUACAUAGUCUUGCAACAUGGGGCUGUGCUAUCAUGCGGAAACAUGAGGUGAUGGCGGCGGAUGAAUGGCACGACAUUCGGCCUCAGGAUCUCGUCACGGUAUCGCUGUUCAUUCAAAUUGCCGUCGAUAAAAUGCAAUUGUGUUCGUUGUCCUUAGCUUAUGCCUGCCCACACAAUAACCCCACCGCCACCAUGAGGCACUCUGUUCGCAACAUUGACAUCAGCAAACUGCUCACAUGACGCCUUUCAUGCUGUCUGCCAUCUGCCCAGUAGAGUUGAAACCGGGAUUCAUCCGUGAAUUGUACACUUCUCCAGGAUGCCAGUGGCCAUCGAAGGUGAGCAUUUUCCCAAUGAAGUCAGUUACGACGCCGAACUGAAGUGAGGUCAAGAUCCUGGUGAGGACGACAAUCACGCAGAUGAGCUUCCCUGAGACUGUUUCUGACAGUUUGUGCAGAAAGUCUUCGGUUGUGCAAACCCUCAUUUUCAUCAGCUGUCUGGGUGGCUGGUCUCAGAUGAUCCCGGAUGUGGAGGUCCAGGGCUGGCGCGGUAACAUGUGGUCUGUGGUUGUGAGGCCGGUUGGACGUACUGCCAAAUUCUCUAAAACUACGUUGGAGGCGGCUUAUGGUAGAGAAAUUAACCUUAAAUUCUCUGGCAACAGCUCUGGUGGACAUUACUGUAGUCAGCAUGCCAAUUGCACGCUCCCUCAACUUGAGAUAUCUGUGGCAUUGUGUUGUGUAAGAAAACUGCACAUUUUAGUUGACUUUUAUUGUCCCCAGCACAAAGUACACCUGUGUAAUGAUCAUGCUGUUUAAUCAGCUUCUUGAUAUGCCACACCUGUCAGGUGGAUGGAUUAUCUUGGCAAAGGAGAAAUCCUCACUAACAGGGAUGUAAACAAAUUUGUGCACAACAUUUGAGAGAAAUAAGCUUUUUGUGCGUAAGGAAAAUGUUGGUGAUAUUUUAUUUCAGCUCAUGAAACAUGGGACCAACACUUUACAUGUUGCGUAGAUUUUUUUUGUGAAGUAUAGAUUUGAUUGAGUAACAGCGUAAACCGUACAGAAUGUGAAUGGAGAACUUGUUAAUGAGCAACGCAGUCAAUAUUAAGCAUCACAGUUUAUGCAGCUCUCUCCACACCCCCAGGUAUCUGUAUGCUUCUGACACAGCUGGAUGCCCAGGCUAUGGACUCCCUGUUCCUGGGACCAGACAAACAGGCCAACAUACUGCACUGUAUCCUUAAUGCCAUGGACUGUGGCAUGGAGGGUAAAGGAAUAUAUACUUUAUAUCUUCUGCCUGUCUCAAAACGUUUUUCUAUUUCCAUCGUGCCAACUGAACAUGAAGCUGGUCAGUAGCGCUAAUAUGCUGUCUACAGCUUCCUCUUUGAGAGUAAAAAAUUAAAAUGUAACCUUUUAUUUAACCAGGAAAAUACCCUUGUGGUUAGAAACCUCUUUUGCAAGGGGGACCUGGCAAGAGAUCAGCAGGAAGAAGUCUGCAUGUACAUACAAUUCAUUCAAAAUAUUUGCAAUGGUCAACGACAUUUUCUUCUAUCAGAGCUUUAAACACAGUGAUACCCUCUACAGUUUUUUGGUCUUUUGUAGUUUGUUCCAAGACCAAAGAGUGUUAUAGUAUUUUUUUCCCCCCACAUUUCAGUUCUUGCCCUAGGAACUGUGAAGGAGAGCACUGACUGUGAGCAUAGGCUGUGGGAUUGUGAUGUUAGUUGGGAGCAAAGAUACAGUGCCUUGCAAAGGUAUUCAUCCCCCUUGGCGUUUUUCCUAUUUUGUUGCAUUACAACCUGUAAUUUAAAUGAAUUACUAUUUGGAUUUCAUGGAAAGGACAUACACAAAAUAGUCCAAAUUGGUGAAAUGAAGAAAAUAACUUGUUUCAAAAAAUUCUAAAAAAUAACGGAAAAGUGGUGCAUGCAUAUGUAUUCACCCCCUUUGCUAUGAAGCCCCUAAAUAAGAUCUGGUGCAACCAAUUACCUUCAGAAGUCACGUAAUUAGUUUGAUUGCACACAGGUGGACUUUAUUUAAGUGUCACAUGAUCUGUCACAUGAUCUCAGUGUAUAUAUACAACUGUUCUGAAAGGCCACAGACUCUGCAACACCACUAAGCAAGGGGCACCACCAAGCAAGCGGCACCAUGAAGACCAAGGAGCUUUGACUAGGUCAUUCCAAGACAGGUCAGGGACAAAGUUGUGCAGAAGUACAGAUCAGGGUUGGGUUAUAAAAAAAAUAUCAGAAACUUUGAACAUCCCACAGAGCACCAUUAAAAAAUGGAAAGAAUAUGGGACCACAACAAACCUGCCAAGGGAGGGCCGCCCACCAAAACUCACGGACCAGGCAAGGCGGGCAUUCAUCCGAGAGGCAACAAAGAGACCAAAGAUAACCCUGAAGGAGCUGCAAAGCUCCACAGCAGAGAUUGGAGUAUCUGUCCAUAGGACCACUUUAAGCUGUACACUCCACAGAGCUGGGCUUUACGGAAGAGUGGCCAUAAAAAAAGCCAUUGCUUAAAGAAAAAAUAAGCAAACACAUUUGGUGUUUGCCAAAGGCAUGUGGGAGACUCCCCAAACAUAUGGAAGAAUGUACUCUGGUCAAAUGAGACUAAAAUUGAGCUAUUUGGCCAUCAAGGAAAACGCUAUGUCUGGCGCAAACCCAACACCUCUCAUCACCCCCGAGAACACCAUCCCCACAGUGAAGCAUGGUGGUGGCAGCAUCAUGCUGUGGGGAUGUUUUUCAUCUGCAGGGACUGGGAAACUGGUCAGAAUUGAAGGAAUGAUGGAUUGUGCUAAAUACAGGGAAAUUCUUGAGGGGAAACCUGUUUCAGUCUUCCAGAGAUUUGAGACUGGGACGGAGGUUCACCUUCCAGCAGCACAAUGACCCUAAGCAUACUGCUAAAGCAACACUUGAGUGGUUUAAGGUGAAACAUUUUAAAUGUCUUGGAAUGGCCUAGUCAAAGCCCAGACCUCAAUCCAAUUGAGAAUCUGUGGUAUGACUUAAAGAUUGCUGUACACCAGCGGAACACUUCCAUCUUGAAGGAGCUGGAGCAGUUUAGCCUUGAAGAAUGGGCAAAAAUCCCAGUGGCUAGAUGUGCCAAGCUUAUAGAGACAUACCCCAAGAGACUUGCAGCUGUAAUUGCUGCAAAAGGUGGCUCUACAAAGUAUUGACUUUAGGGGGGGUUGAAUAGUUAUGCACCCUCAAGUUCUGUUUUUUUGUCUUAUUUCUUGUUUGUUUCACAAAAAUAUAUAUACACAAAGUGGUAGGCAUGUUCUGUAAAUCAAAUGAUACAAACCCCCCAAAAAUCCAUUUUAAGUCCAGGUUGUAAGGCAACAAAAUAGGAAAAAUGCCAAGGGGGGUGAAUACUUUCUCAAGCCACUGUAUGUAGGGAGUAGCCCAAGCACUGCCUUGUACACAAAUAUGUUCCAGUGUUUAAGCCUUUUGGAAGGGAGGGCCACUUCACCAUGUUGUGUAUUUCAUAGUAAUGGGUGAGUGGUCUUGCUUUAGUGAUGAACCUAAGCAGUCCUUGAUACACUGCAUCCAGCACCUUAAGUGUACUGGUGGAGGCUCGCAUGUAAAUGAUGUCACCAUAGUCCAACACCGAUAAAAAUGUACCUUCCACAAGAGCCUUCCUAACUGACAUAGCUAAUAAUGUGUGAACAUUUAUUUCCCCAGAUGAAGAACCAUCCAAGGAGAUGGAUCCCUUCUGGCCAGUCUUGCAGUGUUUUAUGGUGAUCUUGGAUUGUUUGGGCUCUAAAUUUUGGGGUCCGAUUGAGCCAACCCAAGCUUUCCAGGCCAUCACAGGAAGACCUAGCUACUCUGCAGAGCUCGAGAGCAUCAAACAACAAACCAUGAUGUACGUUUCACUAUUUAUCUAGCCUUGAAUUCUUUCAUAUUGUUAUUUCUUAGAAGUUAAGCAUAUGGUUGAUACUAUUCUUCUUUUGCUCUGAAGAUCACGGGUUAAAACGGAAACUACAUGUGAUGAUGACAUGGUGACCUGCAGUCAGAUGGUUUAUGACAGUAACACCAAAGUGAGCAAGGUAGUAACACCCAUUUAUUGCAUUUGUAUGUUAUUAGUUGUACUCAAUUCCUCUAAUAUGUAGAUCUGUGGUUAGCGUUCAAAUGUGUUUUAAGUCAGCACUUGAAGCUUUCCCAAAACAUGACCUUUUUAGAGUAAAAAACACGAUGCAGAACAACAAACUGCUUUAACAAGCUCUUCUCAUACUCAAGCUAUUCUCCCUGAUCUUUCUUACAGAAGGAUUCCAAGCUUGUUUCAUGUGCUACCAGACAAGAGCCAGGGACAGUGUUGAGGUUAUUUAUUGCUAACAGUCUUAAUAGGAAUAAAACAUUAUUAACCCAACCUCAGAGUGAAACAGUAAAAAAUGUAGGGUAUAUCUGUUUGCAGUGGCCUUUAGUUUGAUGGAGGUACUCAAGGUGUACACAUGGUUUUAUUAAAUGUCAUAUUACAAAAUACAUUGAGUUGGUAGAAGGUAUGUUAACUUCCUAUGCAUUUCUCUAAUCUUAUGUAAUACCAUGUUAUGUAUUACUAUUUAUUUAUUUUAUUUUGUAGGAAAAGGGUAGCAGACGCUCACAUGGUGCAGAUAGCAGUGUGGUCUAUGAGGAAAUGAGUUCUCUGGUCAACCUCCUGCAUUCAGAAAUGGGCCAGGCAUUGCGUGUGCACGACAGCACAUUUCUCUGGUUCAUCCCCUUUGUGAAGUCUGUUAUGGACCUCGAUGAACGCAGUGUCAUAUACAUUAAUGAGGUUGUCCACUACCUGUGUGGGGAGAUCAGCACGGAUCUCCUGAAGCGCCAGGUUCGCAUAUGUGACAAGGUCACGGAGUUCUUCACCCUUAUUCUCGUCCAUAUCAUCGAUUUGCACCUGGGGAGUGGCCGCAUGAAUAUGCUUUAUUACUGCGCUCCCAAGUGGGUGGGCGUGUUGGUGAAAUGUGCAACCCUGCCUGGUGAUGCUUUUGUCCACACCUCGGAAGGUUCAGUGUCUCACUCUGUGUCUUCCACAUCCUCAUUGAGGGUCAGUGCACCCCGAAAGGCCUCUACUAGCAGGGCUGUUCCACAGGCAUGCACGCAUAUCAUCCGGUCCCUGCUGAAGGAAGGGAGCAGGCUGAACCCCAACAGUAAGUGCAAGCACUUCCUGAACCGUUUGAACAAGCACCUCAGAGAAGGGCCCCAGAGGGAGUGGAAGCUGAUUAGGCCGGAGAUUCAGGAGCUUCAGAUCUGUCUGAAGGACUAUGUCAAGACGAUGAUGAACAGGCCAACCACAAGUACUCCUCCACCCGAACAGCUGAACAUUGAUGCAGGGCCUGUGGCACCAACCACACCACCACUUCAAUCAAGCAAUGACACCUCGGGAUCUAGCGGCUUAGCUGAAUUUAACCAUCCUAUAAAACAGGAAGGGUUGUGGGAUUAUGUCGACGGCAGUACAUCUGGUGGUAGGGAUUCUAAUGCAGUUCAGAGGGGCAGGGACAUAGACCUAGCGUUGCUGAAAAAGGAGCCCCUAACCCCUGAGGAGGAGUUUGUAGAGCCGACUAAUGAUUCAAGACCAACCCAAGAGAAGUUCUCUUCCUUGAGGGCAGAUCCAGAGAAAAUACAGGUGAUCAAAUCCAGACUUGGCCAGCUUAUGACCAAGAAGUCCAACUCUGAGAGAGAUGAGACCUCUGUAGGGCUCAGUGAAUUUGGUAAAGAGAAACCUCAAAAUCUGUUCACCAGCCAUAGAGAUGAGGCAUCCAACUACCAAGGCAUUAGCAGAGACCCUCCAUGCCCCCAAGAAUCUGUUGACAAUGAGCAGGUGGACAAUGUGCCCCUCUCUGUUUUAAAAAGUAAUCUUAAAGGAAGAGUAGGCUUCAAAUCUUCACAAGAUCGGAGUAAAGGAAACUCUAGACAAUUUGACCGACAACGAUCACCACCAAAGCCUCCUUCAGAAGUCAUUGUUAUAUCUGAUGACGAGGCAACAUUAAAUGUUGGUAGAGCAAGAGGAACUGGGUCUUUUUCUGAAACAUCCCAAAUUAAAAAUGAACCGGAUACCUCCGACCAGAAUCACAGUACCUGCCGUGAUUACGACGGAAACAUGAGUGAAUCUCAGGUGUUUGAGUUUGAAACACAGGAAUAUAUGGCGUCUGCCUGGUCCAACAGAGAUUCAGAAAGUAACAUGCCACCCGAAAAGCCCAAAGAAGAUAGCCCUGUCAGACAUCUUUUGAGUCCAACUUUAAGAGAGCCUUUAUCAACCUGGGAAUGUGAUACACAACCUAUCUAUGACGAGGAUAUUGAACGAGCCUGUAAGCAGGUUGAGAAGGAGCUGGAGAAGCCUAAGACCCCACCACAAGGGCUCAAACGGGCCAUCGUUGUCAAAAAAAGAAAUCUUCUUGUUGAUGCAAAACCAUUGGCCUCCAAGUGCCUGAGCAAGAAACCUACCGUAGUAGAAAAACGAAUCAAAGAGCCUGUGAAGGAUGCUCCCCAUGCAGUCACACCGCCAUUGAGAAAAAGCAGUUCAACAGUACGUUCAAACAGACUAGAAACCGAGACACCUUCUUCCUUAACCACAUCAGCCAUCUCACACAAAACGUCAUUAACUCCAGCCAUUGUCCCUCCUAAAAAAGUCAGAAAAGCUGCAGAGCCUGUGUCCAUAGCAGAGAAGCUUGGCCUUAAGAAGAAGGAGCGAAAGGCCUUUAAUCUCUCCCAGCAAUCGCAUGACACUGUUGAUGAGCUGAGGCGCCACGGUGCUACAGUCGAUGUACCACAGGCCAAGAAGCCAACCCGAAAGACCAAGAGGUCAAAGGUGACCUCCCCUCACAAGAGAGUGGUCAAUGGGAGUAACAAGAAGCUGCUAGCCUCACAGGAAUUCCAGUUCUUCAGGCAGAGCAAGCAGGCAUCGGGAGCAGGAACCUCUGCAAAGGCAGAGCCAAUGAAGAGAAAUCCGAAAAAGAUUGACGAGAUUCAACGACCCAGUUUUGUUACAGAGGCGGACGAUGAAGACGAGGACCUGCGGUGUUCCCAGCUAGAUCCUGCCCGUCAUGAGGAACAGCUGAAGUUCAAUCGCAGCUCUCCAAGAGCCAAUGAGAACAAACCAGCAUCAUCCAAUACAGUGAGUAGUGUGUCAUCCAACAUGGACAGGCAGAUAUCUCCUUACUUUCAGAGGAAUGAUGAUGUCACACCUGGACCAUCUGGUCAAGUCUCCAAAAGCAAUGAGGAAGGUGACGGUUAUGACGCAGACUGGAUGUACCUCACCCAAAUGGAGCCAACUGACAUGGAGAUGUGCUCGCAGAUGGAGGAGGAGGAGGAAGAAGAAGAGUUCUUCUACACGCAGCGGGACCCUGUAGACAUGGACAUUGACUCAGACAGCCAGAUGCCCUUUGAUGAAAAAGGAGGGUCUUCAGACUGGACAUGGCCUAAACAGGCAGACGAAGGGCAAGAGGCUCCACUUGCCACACAGACCUUUAAGAAACCGGCUACUCCGCCACCCUCGCGCUCUAACUUGGCUAAGGACGAUGAUCGCUUGUUCCUGAAACCAGGAAUGUCCCCUAUGUCGGUUAAAAAGGCCAAGCCGUCCACCACCAAGAUCUAUGCAACCUCAAGCUCCAGGAGUGCCUCCUUGGUGCAAGAGAUGGAGAGGACUGCCAAUGCUUCAUUUUCGGCUUCUUCUGCCCCUGCUGGAAGAGGUAGGCCUGCCCGGCCAGUUGUGCCAGGCCGGCCAGUCGUGCCUGCACGAAGUCCCUGUGUACUACAACCUCCUCCUCAUCCAGAGGUCGGUCAGUCUCUCCAACUGAAUCAACUAUUAUACAGACCCAUCACACCACAACUACCACCUAAACCCAUUCCACCAAAACAACCACUACCCAGACCCGAACAAAUCCUCCCCCGUCCACCUGGCCAGCCCCUCCGCCCAAUCCAGCACAGCAACAUAGGUUCCACCCCCCAGCCCUCCACUUCUAAGACCUACCCCAGGCCUGACGCCCCUUUCCAAAGGCAGAUACCCAACCCGGAGGUUUGCGUCAGAUUUGACCCCAACUACCUGAUUCAACACAUCCUGAAAUGGACAUUUGAUAUGUUUAGCAACUACAAGCAGUUUGGUAUACCCUCUGAAGUAUGUGAGUUACCCCUGGAAACAGUAGGCUUUAGCUUCAGCUCUUAUGAUAAAUACUACAAGACCUUUUACCCCCUGCUUCUCACCAACACUUUUGAGGAGGUGAGUAGUCAAUUUGUUACCAAAUAAUUGUAACUCAUUUAGGUGUGAAUUCUGUUCUGCUAUGGUGCAUUUAGGCUGUAGGUAACUGAAAAGGAUGGUCAAUCUAGCAUUACAAAGAGCAUUGACAUUUUGGCUAAUGUUAGAGUUGUAAGUAAUGAGUCACAAAGCAGUUUAAUGGCCGUCUCUUGGAGUCGAUCUCUUCUAUUAAAGUCAAAUUCCCUUCUCUCAUCAAAGCUUGCAGGUGAAUGGCUAAAGAACAAGGAAUCAGGAAAGGUGGUCACUCAGAAUUUAAAAGUUGUCGCAAAUGAGUACAGCAACAGUGUUUGGAAUGUCAGUUUUACAGGUAAGCUUCUUGAAGUAACCCAUUUUUUUAUAUUGCUUAUGGUAACCAUUUAAAAACAACAAUGCUUUAAGCUUGCACUUGAAUCUACAUACUGUAAAAAUUGAUACAAUUUGUUAUUUGUAUCAGAUUUCUAUUCUAUUGUGAUGUUGUCCCAAAGCUGAUCCACGUAACAAACUUAUUUUUGUCAGCGAGCAUUACUGCCAGUGAUGUCUCCCGUCAGAUGUACCCUAGGGAGGAUGACCUGGUCAUUCUGUGGCUGCCCCAGAAUACAGGUGCUUACUCACGGCAUGAGCAGGGCUUCUUGGAUCCCCAAGAACAUUUUGGCUAUGUACAGAGAUCCAAUAUCUGCAACGGAGGUGUGGGUGAGUACAUUUGUGUGUAGGAGGCCAGGAAGUGAUGGGCUUACAUUAAGAGGGAAGGGGAUUGUAUUGCUAUGGAAAGACAAGUUGAAUAUAAAUAUCCUCGACAUACAGUACCAGUCAAAAGUUUGGACACACUUACUCAUUCAAGGGUUUUUCUUUAUUUUUAAUAUUUUCUACAUUGUAGAAUAAUAGUGAAGACAUCAAAACAAUGAAAGAACACAUAUGGAAUCAUGUAUUAACAAAAAAGUGUUAAACAAAUCAAAAUAUAUUUUAUAUUUGAGAUUCUUCAAAGUAGCCACCCUUUGCCUUGACAACUUUGCACACUCUUGGCAUUCUCUCAACCAGCUUCAUGAGGUAGUCACCUGGAAUGCAUUUCAAUUAACAGGUGUGCUUUGUUAAUUUGUGGAAUGACUUUCCUUCUUAAUGCGUUUGAGCCAAUCAGUUGUGUUGUGACAUGGUAGGGGUGGUAUACAGAAGAUAGCCCUAUUUGGUAAGAGACCAAGUCCAUAUUAUGGGAAGAACAGCUCAAAUAAGCAAAGAGAAAUAACAGUCCAUCAUUACUUUAAGACAAAUACGGAACAUUUCAAGAACUUUUAAAGUUUCUUCAAGUGCGGUCGCAACAACCAUCAAGCUCAAUGAUGAAACUGGCUCUCAUGAGGACCUCCACAGGAAAGGAAUACCCAGAGUUACCUCUGCUGCAGAGGAUAAGUUCAUUAGUUACCAGCCUCAGAAAUUGCAGCCCAAAUAAAUGUUUCACGUUGUUCAAGUAACAGACACAUCACAGCGUCACUACUAAAGGACACCAAUAAGAAGAAGAGACUUGCUUGGGCCAAGAAACACGAGCAAUGGACAUUAGACCGGUGGAAAUGUGUCCUUUGUUCUGGAGUCCAAAUUGGAGAUUUUUGGUUCCAACCGCCGUGGCUUUAAAAGACGCGGUAUGGGUGAACGGAUGAUCUCUGCAUGUGUAUUUCCCACCGUAAAUCAUGGAGGAGGAGGUGUGAUGGUGUGGGGGUGCUUUGCUGGUGACACUGUAUGUGAUUUAUUUAGAAUUCAAGGCACACUUAACCAGCAUGGCUACCACACCAUUCUGCAGCGAUACGCCAUCCCAUCGGGUUUGGGCUUAGUGGGACUAUCAUUUGUUUUUCAACAGGACUUGCCAAGAGUGUGCAAAGCUGUCAUCAAGGCAAAGGGUGGCUAUUUUGAAGAAUCACAAAUAUAAAAUAUAUUUUGAUUUGUUUAACACUUUUUUUUGGUUACUACAUGAUUCCAUAUGUGUUAUAUCAUAGUUUUGAUGUCUUCACUAUUAUUCUACAAUGCAGAAAAUAGUAAAAAUAAAGAACCCUUGAAUGAGGAGGUGUGUCCAAACUUUUUACUGGUAGUGUGUGUGUAUGUACAGUGGGGAGAACAAGUAUUUGAUACACUGCCGAUUUUGCAGGUUUUCCUACUUACAAAGCAUGUAGAGGUCUGUAAUUUUUAUCAACUGUGAGAGACGGAAUCUAAAACAAAAAUCCAGAAAAUCACAUUGUAUGAUUUUUAAGUAAUUAAUUUGCAUUUUAUUGCAUGACAUAAGUAUUUGAUCACCUACCAACCAGUAAGCAUUCCGGCUCUCACAGACCUGUUAGUGUUUCUUUAAGAAGCCCUCCUGUUCCCCACUCAUUACCUGUAUUAACUGCACCUGUUUGAACUCGUUACCUGUAUAAAAGACACCUGUCCACACACUCAAUCAAGACUCCAACCUCUCCACAAUGGCCUAGACCAGAGAGCUGUGUAAGGACAUCAGGGAUAAAAUUGUAGACCUGCACAAGCCUGGAAUGGGCUACAGGACAAUAGGCAAGCAGCUUGGUGAGAAGGCAACAACUGUUGGCGCAAUUAUUAGAAAAUGGAAGAAGUUCAAGAUGACGGUCAAUCACCCUCGGUCUGGGGCUCCAUGCAAGAUCUCACCUCCUCGGGCAUCAAUGAUCAUGAGGAAGGUGAGGGAUCAGCCCAGAACUACACGGCAGGACCUGGUCAAUGACCUGAAGAGAGCUGGGACCACAGUCUCAAAGAAAACCAUUAGUAACACACUAUGCCGUCAUGGAUUAAAAUCCUGCAGCGCACGCAAGGUCCCCCUGCUCAAGCCAGCGCAUGUCCAGGCCCGUCUGAAGUUUGCCAAUGACCAUCUGGAUGAUCCAGAGGAGGAAUGGGAGAAGGUAAUGUGGUCUGAUGAGACAAAUAGAGCUUUUUGGUCUAAACUCCACUCGCUGUGUUUGGAGGAAGAAGAAGGAUGAGUACAACCCCAAGAACACCAUCCCAACCGUGAAGCAUGGAGGUGGAAACAUCAUUCUUUGGGGAUGCUUUUCUGCAAAGGGGACAGGACGACUGCACCGUAUUGAGGGGAGGAUGGAUGGGGCCAUGUAUCGCGAGAUCUUGGCCAACAACCUCCUUCCCUCAGUAAGAGCAUUGAAGAUGGGUUGUGGCUGGGUCUUCCAGCAUGACAACGACCCGAAACGCACAGCCAGGGCAACUAAGGAGUGGCUCCGUAAGAAGCAUCUCAAGGUCCUGGAGUGGCCUAGCCAGUCUCCAGACCUGAACCCAAUAGAACAUCUUUGGAGGGAGCUGAAAGUCCGUAUUGUCUAGCGACAGCCCCGAAACCUGAAGGAUCUGGAGAAGGUCUGUAUGGAGGAGUGGGCCAAAAUCCCUGCUGCAGUGUGUGCAAACCUGGUCAAGACCUACAGGAAACAUAUGAUCUCUGUAAUUGCAAACAAAGGUUUCUGUACCAAAUAUUAAUUUCUGCUUUUCUGAUGUAUCAAAUACUUAUGUCAUGCAAUAAAAUGCAAAUUAAUUACUUAAAAAUCAUACAAUGUGAUUUUCUGGAUUUUUGUUUUAGAUUCCGUCUCUCACAGUUGAAGUGUACCUAUGAUAAAAAUUACAGACCUCUACAUGCUUUGUAAGUAGGAAAACCUGCAAAAUCGGCAGUGUAUCAAAUACUUGUUCUCCCCACUGUAUGUAAUGAGAGCCAUUUUUCCAUUCACUAUAAUGGGGAUCUUGUUUUUUGCUGUCAAUUCCUACAAGUACAGUGUUCGGCCUUGAACUACCGUGGCUUCAAUUAGAGGGGCCAGUCAUUUUACCCAUAGGGGUAUUCUACAAAGGAUAAUCAAUGUUAGCAAUCUAACUUUGAUAAGCAACCACCAAUAACUAUUGAUUUGAUGGUUCAUUUAAAAAAGCUAAACUUGUGUCUUUUCAUUUGUUAAAUCAGUUAGCCCAUGCCCAUUUCAAGCUUAUCUUUCUAUAAAAUAUAAAGUCAUAUCAGAAUAUUUAGUCAACUAAGCUGGCUAACUCAUUUUAUCCUGCUUUAUAGUAUACCCCUCUGGACCAUUUUGAAGGUAGUUUUGCAAGCCAUUGCUAAGUAGCGUUAACUCUGGGAGACUUCCAGUCAUUGCGCAAACUUCCUUCAAAAUGCACGCAGAGACAUAAAAAUGGUAUCCAUGACUGUAUCUGACUGGGCAAGUAGAAAAAGGGCUUAAUUGCCACAAUCACGGACUAUCCCUUUAAAGAGGAUAGCUGAUAGAAAAACAUGACGUAACUUCAGAGUUACCUCUGUCCAUGCAUCUUCAUCAUAUACAGGUAAAAGUCAGUAAAUUAGAAUAUUUUGAAAAACUUGAUUUAUUUCAGUAAUUGCAUUCAAAAGGUGUAACUUGUACAUUAUAUUUAUUCAUUGCACACAGACUGAUGCAUUCAAAUGUUUAUUUCAUUUAAUUUUGAUGAUUUGAAGUGGCAACAAAUGAAAAUCCAAAAUUCCGUGUGUCACAAAAUUAGAAUAUUACUUAAGGCUAAUACAAAAAAGGGAUUUUUUAGAAAUGUUGGCCAACUGAAAAGUAUGAAAAUGAAAAAUAUGAGCAUGUACAAUACUCAAUACUUGGUUGGAGCUCCUUUUGCCUCAAUUACUGCAUUAAUGCGGCGUGGCAUGGAGUCGAUGAGUUUCUGGCACUGCUCAGGUGUUAUGAGAGCCCAGGUUGCUCUGAUAGUGGCCUUCAACUCUUCUGCGUUGUUGGGUCUGGCAUUCUGCAUCUUCCUUUUCACAAUACCCCACAGAUUUUCUAUGGGGCUAAGGUCAGGGGAGUUGGCUGGCCAAUUUAGAACAGAAAUACCAUGGUCCGUAAACCAGGCACGGGUAGAUUUUGCGCUGUGUGCAGGCGCCAAGUCCUGUUGGAACCUGAAAUCUCCAUCUCCAUAGAGCAGGUCAGCAGCAGGAAGCAUGAAGUGCUCUAAAACUUGCUGGUAGACGGCUGCGUUGACCCUUGAUCUCAGGAAACAGAGUGGACCGACACCAGCAGAUGACAUGGCACCCCAAACCAUCACUGAUGGUGGAAACUUUACACUAGACUUCAGGCAACGUGGAUCCUGUGCCUCUCCUGUCUUCCUCCAGACUCUGGGACCUCGAUUUCCAAAGGAAAUGCAAAAUUUGCUUUCGUCAGAAAACAUGACUUUAGACCACUCAGCAGCAGUCCAGCUCUUUUUUUCCUUAGCCCAGGUGAGACGCUUUUCGCGCUGUUUCUUGGUCAACAGUGGCUUGACACGAGGUAUGCGGCAGUUGAAACCCAUGUCUUUCAAGCGUCUCUUGGUGGUGGAUCUUGAAGCCCUGACUCCAGCAGCUGUCCACUCCUUGUGAAUCUCCCCCACAUUUUUGAAUGGGUUUUUUUUCACAAUCUUGACUAGGGCGCGGUGAUCCCUAUCGCUUGUACACUUUUUCUGACCACAGUUUUUCCUUCCCUUUGCCUCUCUAUUAAUGUGUUUGGACACAGAGCUCUGAGAACAGCCAGCCUCUUCUGCAAUAACCUUUUGUGUCUUUCCCUCCUUGUGCAAUGUGUCGAUGGUCGCCUUUUGGACAGCUGUCAAAUCUGAAGUCUUCCCCAUGUUUGUGUAGGCUUCAGAACUGGACUGAGAGACCAUUUAAAGCCCUUUGCAGGUGUUUUGAGUUAAUCAGCUGAUUAUUUUGUGGCACCAGGUGUCUUCAAAAUGUAACCCUUACACAAUAUUCUAAUUUUGUGACACACGGAAUUUUGGAUUUUCAUUUGUUGCCACUUCAAAUCAUCAAAAUUAAAUGAAAUAAACAUUUGAAUGCAUCAGUCUGUGUGCAAUGAAUAAAUAUAAUGUACAAGUUACACCUUUUGAAUGCAAUUACUGAAAUAAAUCAAGUUUUUCAAAAUAUUCUAAUUUACUGACUUUUACCUGUAUAUGCAUUUAUAAACUGGGUGGUUCGAGCCCUGAAUGCUGAUUGGCUGACAGCCGUGGUAUAUCAGACCGUAUACCACGGGUAUGACAACCUUUAUUUUUACUGCUCUAAUUACAUUGGUAACCAGUUUAUAAUAGCAAUAAGGCACCUCGUGGGUUUGUGGCCAAUGUACCACAGCUAAGGGCUGUGUCCAGGCACUCCGCAUUGCGUCGCGCUUAAGAACAGCCCUUAGCCGUGGUAUAUUGGCCAUAUACCACACCCCCCCGGGCCUUAUUGCUUAACUAUCCAUUGUAUUAUUUUACUAUAUUGCUUUACUUGUAAUAGAGUACUGUAUUGUUUUACUGUUAAGUGUGUUGAUUUCAUUUUAAAUGCACUUUAUCUAAAGCUUGGUGUGAUGUAUUUCUCUUCAGGCCAGUGCCCAACGCUGAACCUGAUGAUAAAGACCCUGGGGAAUGUGACGAUGGCGAACAAGCAAGCAGUGCGCUGUGAUGUGGUGGACUCCCUGGUCAGCACCAUGAGGGUUUUCAGGGCAAUCUGUCAGCUCAAUGGCAGCUCUAUGCUCAAGCCCAUCCUGGCCCCACAGGUCUCCUACUUCCAACCUGGCCCGGAGGUCAUCCCCAGCCUCAACCUGCCUGUAAGAAACACCUGUUCCCCCCCCCCCCCCCCCCCCCAUUUAUAAUAUGCAUUUGAAAAGGGAGUGUGUGAGGUUUAAAAGUGAAGUUAUUCCUUUGUGGAACUAUUGGAUAACAAAGGAUUUAUGACUUGACUUGUAAAUGUGACAUGGCCAAUUGUAUAUGUUUUGUUUAAUUUCAGGUGGCCUUUACAUGUGUGAAAAUGGCCUUGUAUACAUGUAAACAGUAUGUCUGUAUGAUGUGUUUGGCCCAGGGUUACAACCCAGACCAGGUGAGGGCGGUGAGAACCGGUAUGUCUGUUAUCAGGAACCAGCAACUCACCCCAAAAAUCUGCCUGAUACACGGACCCCCAGGAACGGGAAAGAGCAAAACUAUUGUGGGCCUGCUGCAAACGCUGUUCUCUGAGGUACGCUGUUUGCCUUGUUUCUGGACAUUGUUUUGUCGUACAACCCUGGGCUAAGGUCAUUAGACACAAGGGGAGACAUUUUCAAAAACAAAAAUGAGCGUUUCUUUUGCUCUAGUGUUCUGUAGUGUGUAUUUUCUCAGCUCGCUCCAUUUUCUUUCCUAUUGAACAACCUUGGCUUAAAGGCAUUGUGAAAUUCAAACUUUCAUAUAAUUCCCUGUUCUCCUCUCAUAACCAUCUCCAGGGAGUACAGAGUAUGGCUCCUCCAGUGAACAGGCAAGCUAAACCUCGCCGCACGCGGGUCCUCCUGUGCGCCCCGUCCAACGCCGCCAUCGACAACCUGAUGAAGAAGAUUAUCCUGGUCUUCAAAGAGAAGUGCAAGAACAUCCAGGGUAUGCUACCUCAACUAUGGAAAUACUCAAUGAAUUGGUGAACUGUGAAUAGAUGGAAAAAUUAAAUGGGUUAAAAGUUACAAGGCAAUUCAACCACAAAUGAUUGUUUCACGGAACUGAUAUGGUGAAGUUGACAUUGUCCUGGAUGGCUUUCUUAAAGGUAACUGUGGGGACAUCAAUCUGGUGAGGCUCGGGAACGACAGAACCAUCUCCAAGAAUCUGAAACCUUUUAGCCUGGACAGUCAGGUGAAAAACAAAACACGUGAGUCUGGAGAGUGUACGCGGGCACAAAAACGCACACACCUCCCUCCCUCCCUCAAAUCACCUCAUAAAAAGCACACUCAUGUGUUUUGUCCAUUUUCUCCUGCAGAAAAGGCCCUGAUGUCACAGGACUCAGACGUCCACAGACGCAUAGCGCAGCUGGAUGAGAACAUAGACAAGAUCUCCAAGAUGUUGCCCAAACUGCAGAAGAAUGAGGAAAUGGUACAUACAUGCUUCCCCCAGCAGAGGCUGCCAGAAGGCUGGUCACACACCUACAGUUACCCAAACUACCCAAAGCUAAUUUCAUACACUGUGGGCUCUUACUUUAAUUAUGGGCCUCUGUUCAGACAUGCGGUUACAGUCGGCAUGGGUUCGAAUCCUGCCCUUUGACUCACCCUCUUUCAAUCUCCCUCGUCUUUCCAACACUUAGCUAUCUCUUCAAUAAAGCUUAGAAAUUGCUAAAGUAGUGGGAUUGCCCCACUCCUUAAAGAAAUACCUUUAAAAAUAUGGGAUAGCAUGCCGACGUGUUUAAAAUUUUUCAGAGUUGUUUUUCAUGUUUAGUCUUUUCCUUCAUUUGCUGGUGUGUAGUACCAUGAGCUGGCAGAGCAGAAGUCCAGACUGCUCCAAGAGAGAAAGACACUCGGCUACCAGCUCAAACAGGUAAAGCCCUCUAUCACAUGACCAUUAUAUACAUAGAUGAUGUUAGCAACGUUGUCAUGUGUAUAAGGGCUCAUUAGAUGAGAGGAGAGUUAUUAUUAUUCAGGAUGGAUUAGAGAAAAGAGAGAGGAAAAAAAACAGCUUUGAGGGGAAAGAAGUCUAAUUAGAAAUGCUUCUUUCUCUCAUUACUCGCUUGCUUUCUCUUCUCUUUCUGUCAAACUCAUUCUCUACACUUUUCUCUCUUCCUCCCACUAUCAGUCUCGCAGUAGGAAGCAGGAGACCCAGGCCCGGGUACUGCAGGAUGCCCAUGUGGUCUGCUGCACCCUGAGCUCCAGCGGCAGCACCGUCCUGGAGUCGGCCUUUCGGCGCCUGGGACACAAGCCCUUUAGCUGCGUCAUCGUGGACGAGGUCAGAAUUUGGAGCGCCUAUACUUUGGCUGCAUUUCAAUAGUUGUUCCAUCUACCCAAGUGGUCCUGGAGAUGCACGGUGUGUAAGCUUUUGUUCCGGCCCUGUGCUGUAACACACCUGAUUCACCAAAGUGAUUGAUUGGUUGAAUAAGAUGUGUUGGUACUGGGUUGGAAUAGCUAAAGUGUUGUGGAACCCAGGAUCAAGAUUGAUAAAACCCUGUUUUGCACAUUUUGAUUUUACUCUCUUGGGGGAUUUUCACACUUGGUCCCUAUCAGACAAUUUUUGUGAAAUCAGUGUGGUGCGCUUACAUUUUUAUGCAGGAACUAAGACCCCUCAAAAGAUCCCCCGAACUGAAGAGGUGGUUUGAGUUCGGUUCGCUUGAAGUCUGUGGUCCUGUUCCCUUUUUUGGUGCAAUGUGAACACAAAGCUCUCCAGGUUCACUUGUCAUUAUUCCCACACCACACUAGGCUACUGCAACAUCCAUAACCUGCCAUAACAACUUACAUUGGUGCCACAAAUGAGAGAAGAUGAUGUGCAGGUUUGCAGAAAAAAAAUGUGUGCCGUUGUUGGACAUUGAUUAGUGAUUGUCAAGGAAUCACAGAGAUGCCAAAAUAUGUGUGGAGGCUACAAAAGAGCUUCAUAGGCUAUUUAUCUGAUUUAUGGGUUUGAAUAAUGUGAGAAGACUACAACAUAUUUGGUGAGAAUCACAACAUGAGGUACAAAAUCAAUGCGAGCUCUUAAAGGGGCAGUAGCCGACGUUGGUAGUACAAUUUUCAAUAUCAGCAUUAUUUAAUCUGUAGUUAUGCUUCUGCUAUUUAUCCUCUUACCAAUAAUAUUUACAUGUAAAUAUUAUCUUGAUUAUAAUUGUUUUAUCUUUUAACUAAAUGCAAUCUAUUAGCUUCCAAAAUGUAAGUAGGUAUAUCCCUGGCUGUUCAAUAACAGGUUCUGAUGGAAUGGCUAAUAUAGUAUAAUUACCAAGAGUGCAUUGAGUAAAUGUUGGAAAAAGGUCUUGGUUCCUUUCUAAGCAUAGCAAUGUGAAUGCAAAGAGGAUUUGGUCCACAAAAUAGUUGAAGUGAACUGGCAGAGUUCUCAUUUAAAGGCAAGGGCAGUGUGAAUUCAAAGAUAACGGAGUUCUUUUGGGGUUUUUUUCACCCCUGAGUUCACUUUAAAGAGGACUGAGAUUGGUUAUUUUAAAGAGGACUAUACAGGGCUCUACAAUGUGACCAUUUUACGCAGAUAUGUGCCUAAAAAUAAAUGUGCGAACUGAAAAAGUAAAGUAUGUGCGAGUUGUGAUUUAUAGCACCAAAUAAAUUGCUGCUGUAGCUAUUUUCAAAGUAUUUCUGCCGUUUUUGUUUCAUAGUUGGUAGCUAAUCGCACAAAGAACUAUGAAUUCCCAUAUAGCAGCCCCCCAAGCGCAGCAACAUUGCCUGUUGGUGGGCUAUGCACACUGGGAGUGAAGUGCUGUAAGAUUCAUUUUUUAGACGCGCGCAGGCAUAGAAGUUGGUAGAAUUUACCGCAAAGUCUGCUAAAGUGUUAGUUUGAGCUUGCUCAACUGCUAGUGAAGAGACACGUCGGAUAAUCUCAUCUCUCUGACAGACAUGCAGUCGUACCGUUACCACGGUAAUGUCCCGCCCCUUGAAGGGUUAGCUGAAAAUGUCUCACCUAAGAGACUCAAAUAUUUGAGGGUACAUUGUCCUUGAUUGAGCAUGGAACACUCCAAAAACCUUUUUAUUCAUGAACGUUUAGUCAUUUUCUUAUCAUUAAAACACUCUUGUGCUCCUAAAUGUUUCAAUUUAGUAGCACGUGCUACUUGUAAAAAAAUAAAAUGUCAGCAUAAAGCCCUGCUAUAUCUGAAAACACCCUCACACUGUCUCAGUAUGAAUGUGAGGAACAAAGAGCCUUUAUUUAUUUCAAGACAUUUCUUUGUGUGGUGCAGGCAGGGCAGGCCACCGAGACGGAGACUCUUAUCCCAAUGCUCUACCAGUGCAAUGCCCUCAUCCUGGUGGGAGACCCCCAUCAGCUGCCACCUACGGUUAUCUCCCAGGUACUGCAGCUCUCACUUUCACUACCUGAAAAUACACCUGCAAGAGAUUCUUACUCAUGUGAAUCUUUCUUUCAACACUUCUCAGUUCAAUGAUUCUGACUGACGGUGAAACAUUAACUGUGUAUUUUCAUUGUGUUCCCCUGGCUGUUUGUUUAUAUAUUAAAAUGUUUAGUGUUAGGUAGAUUAAGUGUUCCAUUUAAUGCUAUGAUCUAUCUUCUGUCAGACAGCGAAGGAGUUGAAGUAUGGCCAGUCCCUGAUGGCUCGGCUGGUGACCAACCUGGAUCACUACUGUAAGGAGAACAAGAUGCCCAGCCCUGUGGUCUUCCUUAGCUACCAGUACCGCAUGCACCCCGACAUCUGCGAGUUCCCCUCCAAGCACAUCUACCGCAAGGCCCUUAAAACUGACGAGUAGGUUCCUCUUCCCGCCUACUCCUUUUCAACAAAAUGACUUGAUUCAGUUAAUUGAAUGGUGUAGUUGUCGUGUUUUCAUGUUCCUAAAGCUGGAGAGAUUGUGAACAAAUAUUUAAUUACCACAUAGUGCACCUGUCAUUGAACACAAUUUAUGUUUGAGUGUAUUGGUGUACACAGUGCUAAAUUUAUUAAAGGCGUCUGUUCCUAUUUCUGAAGUAAAUCUAUUUUUUUAAUGUAAAUGAUUUGUUAACAGAAGGGUCCAGACACUACUUUUUGUGUGUGAGAUUUGGCUUGUUUUUGAGAAACUUACCAUUUUACAUUUACAUUUUCGUCAUUUAGCAGUCAUUUCGUCAUUUAGCAGACGCUUCCAAAUUGGUGCAUUCACCUUAUGAUAGCCAGUGGGACAACCACUUUACUAUUAUUAUUAUUAUUAUUAUUAUUAUAUAUAUAAUUUUUUUCCUUUGGGGUGGGGUAAGGGGGGGUUGAAGGAUUACUUUAUCCUAUCCCAGGUAUUCCUUAAAGAGGUGGGGUUUCAAGUGUCUCCGGAAGGUGGUGAGUGACUCCGCUGUCCUGGCGUCGUGAGGGAGCUUGUUCCACCAUUGGGGUGCCAGAGUUUGACUGGGCUGAGCGGGAACUGUGCUUCCGCAGAGGUAGGGGGGCCAGCAGGCCAGAGGUGGAUGAACGCAAUGCCCUCGUUUGGGUGUAGGGACUGAUCAGAGCCUGAAGGUACGGAGGUGCCGUUCCCCUCACAGCUCUGUAGGCAAGCACCAUGGUCUUGUAGCAGAUGCGAGCUUCAACUGGAAGCCAGUGGAGUGUGCGGAGGAGCGGGGUGACAUGAGAGAACUUGGGAAGGUUGAACACCAGACGGGCUGUGGCGUUCUGGAUGAGUUGUAGGGGUUUAUUGGCACAGGCAGGGAGCCCAGCCAACAGCGAGUUGCAGUAAUCCAGACGGGAGAUGACAAGUGCCUGGAUUAGGCCCUGUGGCGCUUCUUGUGUAAGGCAGGGUCGUACUCUGCGAAUGUUGUAGAGCAUGAACCUACAGGAUCGGGUCACCGCCUUGAUGUUAGCGGAGAACGACAGGGUGUUGUCCAGGGUCACGCCAAGGCUCUUUGCACUCUGGGAGGAGGACACAAUGGAGUUGUCAUCCGUGAUGGCGAGAUCAUGGAACGGGCAGUCCUUCCCCGGGAGGAAGAGCAGCUCCGUCUUACCGAAGUUCAGCUUGAGGUGGUGAUCCGUCAUCCACACUGAUAUGUCUGCCAGACAUGCAGAGAUGCGAUUCACCACCUGGUUAUCAGAAGGGGGAAAGGAGAAGAUUAAUUGUGUGUCGUCUGCGUAGCAAUGAUAGGAGAGGCCAUGUGAGGAUAUGACAGAGCCAAGUGACUUGGUGUAUAGCGAGAAUAGGAGAGGGCCUAGAACUGAGCCCUGGGGGACACCAGUGGUGAGAGCACGUGGUGUGGAGACAGAUUCUCGCCACGCCACCUGGUAGGAUCGACCUGUCAGGUAGGACGCAAUCCAAGAGUGAGCCGCGCCGGAGAUGCCCAACUCCGAGAGGGUGGAGAGGAGGAUCUGAUGGUUCACAGUAUCAAAGGCAGCAGAUAGGUCUAGAAGGACAAGAGCAGAGGAGAGCGAGUUAGCUUUAGCAGUGCGGAGAGCCUCCGUGACACAGAAGAGCAGUCUCAGUUGAAUGACCAGUCUUGAAACCUGACUGGUUUGGCUCAAGAAGGUCAUUCUGAGAGAGAUAGCAAGAGAGUUGGCUAAAGACGGCAUGCUCAAGAGUUUGAGAGAAAAGAAAGAAGGGAUACUGGUCUGUAGUUGUUGACAUCGGAGAGAUCGAGUGUAGGUUUUUUGAGAAGGGGUGCAACUCUCGCUCUCUUGAAGACGGAAGGGACAUAGCCUGCGGUCAAGGAUGAGUUGAUCAGCGAGGUGAGGUAAGGGAGAAGGUCACCGGAGAUGGUCUGGAGAAGAGAGGAGGGGAUAGGGUCAAGCGGGCAGGUUGUUGGGCGGCCGGCCGUAACAAGUCGCAAGAUUUCAUCUGGAGAGAGAGGGGAGAAAAGUCAAAGCAUAGGGUAGGGCAGUGUGAGCAGGACCAGCGGUGUCAUUUGACUUAACAAACGAGGAUCGGAUGUCGUCAACCUUCUUUUCAAAAUGGUUGACGAAGUCAUCCACAGAGAGGGAGGAGGGAGGGGGAGGAGGAUUCAGCAGGGAGGAGAAGGUGGCAAAGAGCUUCCUAGUGUUAGAGGCAGAUGCUUGGAAUUUAGAGUGGUAGAAAGUGGCUUUAGCAGCAGAAACAGAGGAAGAAAAUGUAGAGAGGAGGGAGUGAAAAUAUGCCAGGUCCGCAGGGAGUCUAAUUUUCCUCCAUUUCCGCUCGGCUGCCCGGAGCCCUGUUCUGUGAGCUCGCAAUGAGUCGUCAAGCCACGGAGCAGGAGGGGAGGACCGAGCCGGCCGGGAGGAUAGGGGACAUGGAGAGUCAAAGGAUGCAGAAAGGGAGGAGAGGAGGGUUGAGGAGACAGAAUCAGGAGAUUGGAGGGAGAAGGAUUGAGCAGAGAGAAGAGAUGAUAGGAUGGAAGAGGAGAGGUAGUGGAUUAGCUAGCCUCGUGCUUCACCGGGCUCAGCCGAGUACAAUACUUACCUACAAUAAUUACCUACAAUAACUACCUAGAUAAACUACCUACAAUACCGAACUACAAUCUAAAUACAUGGUUUAAGCUUUACUCGACACCAUAUAAGCCAAGCUUACCUCCCGCCAGAGAGAGAGACAACCUCACCCGACGACUCCAACUCCUAAUACCCCAGCCGCGAUUCACUUACUCAUUGUGCAGUAUCAGGGCACGCAAAAUACAUUUUUUAAACUUACACGCUCUCAGUGUAACUUGGGUAAUAACUCACUAACUAGCAAAGGAUAUGAACAAAAUGUGCACACGUGGCUACAUGCAGCUCUUGCUUUGAUCUCAAAACAAGUGCAUCUACUCAAGACUGCUCAUGCUGUAAACACAGUCCAGUUCAAAGUAAAUGGCACAGAUCCAUAUAUGGCAAUGAUCUACUUGCAUAUAGGCCUACUGCAGCUCUGAUUGGUUAUGCCGCUCUGGUCUGUGUAGAGUACCGGCAGAGUUGUGCGCAAUAGAAUACAACUCUGAUGUGUUCUGCCUACAACAAAAUCUCUUGCAUAGUUCAUUUUGUUUCGGUAUGUUAAUAAUGCGUUGAUUAGAACACAAUUGCCACAGUAAAGGGAAACAUUGAUAGUGUUAACAGGGAUAACUCUAUGAAGUUAAAUCUCGUGCUUCUCUUCGAGGGCUGAUAUUUCUUCUGCACGGCAGUCCUGGGGAGCUGCGUGGCAGUCUCGGGGCUACUGCGCGCCUGUGCGCAGCUUAGAGGGAACAUUGAUAACGUUGCGGAUAAAGUUCGGAAUGAAACAAUUUCAUGUGUACAACAUAUAAAGACCUACAAUACCAGUCAAAAGUUUGGACAUCUACUCAUUCCAGGGGUUUUAUUUUAUUUUUGCUAUUUUCUACAUUGUAAAAUAAUAGUGAAGACAUCAAAACUAUGAAAUGACACAUAUGGAAUCAUGUAUUAACCAAAAAGGUGUUAAACAAAUCAAAAUAUAUUUUAUAUUUGAGAUUCUUCAAAGUAGCCACCCUUUGCCUUGAUGACCGCUUUGCACACUCUUGGCAUUCUCUCAACCAGCUUCAUGAGGUUGUCACCUGGAAUGCAUUUCAAUUAACAGGUGUGCCUUCUUAAAAGUUAAUUUGUGGAAUUUCUUUCCUUCUUAAUGCGUUUGAGCCAAUCAGUUGUUGUGACAAGGUAGGGGUUGUAUACAGAAGAUAGCCCUAUUUGGUAAAAGACCAAGUCCAUAUUAUGGCAAUAAAAGCUCAAAUAAGCAAAGAGAAACGACAGUCCAUCAUUACUUUAAGACAUGAAGGUCAGUCAAGCCGGAAAAUUUCAAGAACUUGUGCAGUCACAAAAACCAUCAAGGGCGAUGCUGAAACUGGCUCUCAUGAGGACCGCCACAGGAAAGGAAGACCCAGAGUUACCUCUGCUGCAGAGGAUAAGUUCAUUAGAGUUACCAGCCUCAGAAAUUGCCACCCAAAUAAAUGCUUCAUGGAGUUGAAGUAACAGACACAUCAACAAACUGUUCAGAGGAGACUGCGUGAAUCAGGCCUUCAUGGUCGAAUUGCUGCAAAGUAACCACUACUACUAUGGACAUUAGACUGGUGGAAAUGUGUCCUUUGGUCUGGAGUCCAAAUGUGAGAUUUUUGGUUCCAACCGCCGUGUCUUUGUGAGACGCAGAAUAGGUGAACGGAUCUCCUCAUGUGUGGUUCCCACCAUGAAGCAUGGAGGAGGAGGUGUGAUGGUAUGGAUGUGCUUUGCUGGUGACACUGUCUGUGAUUUAUUUAGUAUUCAAGGCACACUUAACCAGCAUGACUACCACAGCAUUCUGCAGCGAUACGCCAUCCCAGCUGGUUAGCGCUUAGUUGGACUUUUUUCAUGUUUUUUCAGAUUGUAAAUUAAUCCUUUGUAUUUGAAAUUGAACUAAAUAAUUUCAUUUUAAGCUGCAAAAUUAUUGCUUUUAUUUGUUUGCAAUUGGUGCUGCACCCUCUUGCCAACGUUCACCUGGGGCGUGUUCAGCAGGACUCAUUGUUUUGGAACGUUCAGAUAGAAAUAUGCUAUGUAGAACAAAUAUGCAUCUGACAUGUAGAAUAAGGAAUCAAGUCUGCUCUAUUUGUGGAAUUUGUAUCUGCAACGUUCGAGAAUGUUUUCGUACUGAACAUGGCCUUUAUAUUAUUGUUCACCAAACCAAUCAGCUGAUUCCAUCUCUGUUUGUAAACUGUUAGGGAGAGCUCCCAGUUUUAUUGAUUAUAGUUUGUUAGAAAGAAUACAUUGCUAUACUGAGUGUCAGUUUUUCAAAGGAUGUAUUUGGGUGUUUUUGUAGCUUUUGUUCAUGUCUUUUGCGUGCCCUGAUACUGCGCAAUGAGGAAGUGAAUCGCGGCUGGGGUAAGUUUCUCAAAAACAAGCCAAAUCAAAGUGUCUGGACCCUUCUAUAACGUCAAUUUAAAUAAAUCAUGUAGAUUUACUUCGGAAAAUUCUCCUUUAAGUGUUAAACAUUAAAUGUUAAACAAUAUUAAGUGUUAAAAAUUACUUAAAUGUUUAAUAUUACAUUUUGUGUUUGUUCCCGUCUUCAGUGAAACUGCAGCGAGGAUGGUGAACUUUGGCUGGCCUUUCCAGCCCUACCGUGUGUUUGACGUGACUGACGGCCAGGAGGUCAAGGAGGGAGAGUAAGAAAAUCUCUGGAUCAUGGUUCUAUGAGUUAUCCUAUUUAAUUCUGCUGUAGGCCUCAUGUUAAAGGGAUAGUUCAGUGACUUUACAUGAUUAGAUAUUUUGUUCCUUACCUCGACAACAGUCUAGGGCACGUGUCAAACUCAUUCCAUGGAGGGACAAGGUUUUUUUCCUUUCAAUUAAGCCCUAGACAACCAGGUGUGUGGAGUUCCUUACUAAUUGGUGACCUUAAUUAAUAAAUCAAUACAUGGGAGGAGCGAAAACCCGCAGACACUCGGCCCUUCGUGGAAUGAGUUUGACGCCCCUGGUCUAGGGCCUUCAAACUCAACUCUGGACCUUGAAGCCAGUUCCACAGCUUGUUUUCAUUGUUCCCCUCUAAUCAGGGACCUAUUUAGACCUGGCAUACCAGAUGGGUGCAAUUCAUUAUCAGGUAGAACAGAAAACCAGCAGGCUUUGGACCUCAUAGGGUAAGAGUGACAGUGCAAUCCACACUUGGAUUUUGUUAAACUAGCCACGGCCGACAAUUGUCAACGGAAGCAUUUUUGGUCCAAUUCCCCAUGUAGGUCAAUCUCUCGCUGAACAAUCCCUUUAAUGACAAAUGCAAGUCAUUACGAAAAAGUGCUUGUGACUGAAUACAUGUUGAAUGACUGUUUGAUUGCCUUCUGGCUGGUCACCAGGUCGUUCAGCAACCUGAAGGAGGUGCAGCUGGUAGUGAUCCUGCUGAGGAUGAUGGCUGAGAAGCAGCAAGUCAAGGUGGGGGUCAUCACGCCCUACAAAGCCCAGAAGGACCGCAUCAACCGCGAGCUGGCCAAGAUGGUCAACAAGAACCUCACGUGAGUCAAGUGCUGCACCAUAAAUGCGUAUUCUCAUUGGGGUAAGUAGAUUGACAGGGAUAUGCUCCGAUGGCACAAAGGGUCUGUUCGCCCUGCUAGUGUAAAGAGAAAAUUGCCAGAAAAGGAAGCCAUUUCAUUAGUCUUAGCUGGCAGAAUCAUUAGAACCAAUGAAAUGGCUUCCUUUCUGCAAGCAGUGUGAAGGGACCCUAAAAUAAAAUGCCUUGUGUUCCAGGGUGGACGUUGACACUGUGGAAGGCUUCCAGGGCCGAGAGAUGGACUGCAUCAUCGUCUCCUGCGUCAGGGCAAGCCACGAGCAGGGCGGCAUCGGGUGAGUGGACAAGUUUUCCUGGUAAGGUCAUGUGGCCAGGCCCUAUACUUGGUAAUGAUAUAACAAAUGUGAUUUAUGUAAUGCUUUACGUAGAAGUAGUAUUCAUACUACCAGUAUUGCGCUUACUUGGGUAAUGGGUAUAGUUUGUCAUCUAUGGUGCCCCCCCCCCCCCCCCCCCCCCCCCCCCACAGGUUCCUGGGGAAUCGCCAGAGGUUGAAUGUGACCAUCACCCGGGCAAAGUUUAGCCUGUUCAUUCUGGGCCAUCUACGGACACUCCAGGUAAUUAUGUCCUCCUCCUGGGUCAAAAAUCUGUGUCUGUAUGGAGGCCUGUCUGGUUGUAUUUCCUUUGCCAGCCUCGUUUUGAUUGUGUGUCUGUCUUAGGAAAACCAAGACUGGGGUGCGCUUAUCAAAGACGCCGCUACACGUGACGUCAUUAAAUCAACGAAUGAGAUGACCUUCAAGACGGUCUCCAGGAAGAUCUUCAAGCAGGAGCUGACCAGGAGCCUGUCUAACCCCCUCAGAGAACCAGGCCCUCCCCCUGCUGCCUCCAGGGCUGCUCCCAUUGGGCUGCGGCGCUCCUCUGAGCCAGCCCUGUUCGCCCAGGGCUGGGACUCCCCCAAGCAGCCCAGCUCGGCAUCCCCUCCCCAGGCCGCUGACAGGCCCACAGACCCGCGUCUGGUAGUCCAGCACCCACAGGCCCCCCAGCAUAGAGCAGACUGGGAUCUGCGAGCUGAAGGAAUCAGGGACCCACGAGCGGAGAUGAGAAGGGACCCACGAGCGGAGAUGAGAAGGGACCCACGAGCGGAGAUCAGAAGGGACCCACGAGCGGAGAUCAGAAGGGACCCACGAGCUGAGAUCAGAAGGGACCCACGAGCGGAGAUCAGAAGGGACCCACGAGCGGAGAUCAGAAGGGACCCACGAGCGGAGAUCAGAAGGGACCCACGAGCGGAGGGUUACAGAGACUCCCGGGUGGAAAACCUCAGAGACCCACGAGCUGAGAGGGACCCACGAGUACGGAACAGCCCAGAGCAGCUUCACCCCACUGUGUACCAAAACCUGAGAUGUGCUGGCAGGGAGAGGGACAUGGACAGAGAGCGACACCAUUCACCUGUCACAGCGCCCUGCCCAGGAGACUGA
This is a messenger RNA of Coregonus sp. 'balchen', 30512 nucleotides long. The record is from the annotation of a GenBank genome assembly. Lineage: Eukaryota; Metazoa; Chordata; Actinopteri; Salmoniformes; Salmonidae.